This is a messenger RNA of Suillus bovinus, 1800 nucleotides long. Its product is annotated as nucleotide pyrophosphatase. Gene Ontology annotation, biological process: nucleoside triphosphate metabolic process. The transcript is spliced from 12 exons. Gene Ontology annotation, molecular function: ribonucleoside triphosphate phosphatase activity; nucleoside triphosphate diphosphatase activity. The coding region runs from base 71 to 1651 and encodes 526 amino acids. The record is from RefSeq and is a predicted model, not a curated record. NCBI's taxonomy places the organism in Eukaryota, Fungi, Basidiomycota, Agaricomycetes, Boletales, Suillaceae.
GACAGUUAGUCUAUCAGUUCGGAUAGCCUAUUUCAGUUCCCUUUCAACUUUCUCUAGGUCGUCUUGCGCGAUGAGAAGCACACACAAUGGCGAUACAUCUGAAUUAGCCACAGCGCUCGAUAAGCGACGCGGUCUACUCUUGAAUGUUAACGGAAUAGACGCUGUCCGACCUGAUAUCAAGGAGCAACCCACUUACUCUGCCCCCUCACACAAACGCAAGCGUUUUAUUGGAUUCAGUAUUCUCCUCUCGUUUAUUCUCACUACAACCCUAUUUGAACUCUAUCCCCAUACUCGAUACGACACAAAAACUGGGAAGGACUUAUUGCAUUCGAAUGGAACGCACGAGUUCAAGAAGACAGUGCUUAUGGUUUCGAUCGAUGGUUUUCGUGCGGAUUAUUUGGAUCGUGGACUCACGCCGCAUUUGCUGGAUAUUAGCCGGGAAGGCGUGAGGGCAAAGUACAUGAAGCCUGUUUUUCCCACUCUGACGUUCCCAAAUCACUGGUCACUGAUGACUGGCCUCUACGCCGAGUCGCACGGCAUCAUUGCGAACAACUUCUGGGACCCCGUUUUUCGAGACACGUUCCAUUUUGACCGUGUUGAAUCCUCGCAGAACCCGAGCUGGUGGCUCGGUGAACCUAUGUGGGAAACUGCCGAACGUGCAGGCAUUAUCACCGCAAAUCUCAUGUGGCCUGGACCUUGGUCCACGUCCUCGGGCGUGAACUCUACAUAUUUUCUACCUUGGGAAGAUAACUACGCUCUCGAGAAGAAACUCUCUAAUCUCUUAGAGUGGAUUGAUCUCCCCCUGGAAGAGCGGCCGCAGCUCAUUCUUGGAUACGAACCAUCGCUAGACCAUGCUGGGCACGAAAAAGGGCCAAUGUCAAAAGCCGUCAAUACGAGUCUAGCAGCUGUCGAUCUUUUCGCUCGGAACUUAACCCAAGCACUAGGCGAGCGAAACCUCACACAUAUCGUUGAUAUUAUCUUCGUCAGUGACCAUGGGAUGAUGGACGCCAGCCACCUAACUUGGGUAUAUAUUGACGAGAUUGUUGGUCAGCCUUGGAAAGGUGUUACCAAGGUGGACGGUUGGCCAUCUAUGGGCUUACGCUUCGCUCCUGGCACAAACGUGACCGAGGCCCUUGAGCAUCUGUGCGAGUACACACUUACCCACCCGGAUCAGUUCGAUGUGUUUACAUCGGAGAGCUUCUUUACCGACCCUGGUACCUCUCUUGUGAACCUCAACGCAUUCAACUACGGUAAGAUGUCUGGAUGCACAGUGGAGCCUAUGCCCGAACGAUACUAUUUCUCCCACAAUUAUCGCAUCGCCCCUGUGUGGAUUAUCCCGCGCAUAGGUUACGCGCUGACUGACCACAUGAGUGGCGAAAAUGGGCUGCCAACUGGAAACCACGGCUAUGACAACGAAGAACCGUCCAUGCGUGCCAUCUUUGUCGCACACGGGCCUUUCUCGCAGGGCGCGAAAGCUGCUAUGGUUGCACGGGGGGUGGGCAAUGGCACAGGAGAAUACAUGAUGCCAGGGUUCCAGAAUGUCGAGAUUUACAACCUCGUGAUGCGAUUGCUUGGCCUUGAUGCUGCAGAUACAGCUAUAAACAACGGAACUGCUGGAUUCUGGGAUCCGUUUGUCUUGCCAGAUGUUUGAACUUCAUUCGAGCUGCUUUAGAUGCUUCGAGAGCUAUCAUUACCCAUCAUGUUACUGGAUGUCGAUACCUUCCUAGAUGUAGUACUACAUACAUAUGUAUCAUAUUGCCAAGCAUCUCACACAGGUCCUCGAUGUCAGAUUCCGUCAUU